AUGACUCCCCUCUCGUUCUUAGAUGAUGAAGAUGACGAAGAGGAAGACGAGGAGGAGGAAAUUGACGUGGUGACCGUGGAGAAGCGAAGGUCCUCCUCCAACAGCAAGGCCGUCACGACCUUCACCAUCACCGUGCGGCCCAAGAACGCAGCCCCGGGCCCGGGGAGGGCCCAGUCCGGGGAGCUGAUUCUCAAGCGCUGCGUCCCCAUCCACCAGCAGCACAACUACGCCGCCCCCUCCCCCUACGUGGAGAGCGAGGAUGUGCCGCCCCAGAAGAAGAUCAAGAGCGAAGCAUCGCCCCGCCCCCUCAAGAGCGUCAUCCCCCCGAAGGCUAAGAGCUUGAGUCCCCGCAACUCUGACUCGGAGGACAGCGAGCGCCGCCGGAACCACAACAUUCUGGAACGCCAGCGCCGCAAUGACCUGCGGUCCAGCUUCCUGACGCUCAGGGACCACGUGCCAGAGCUGGUGAAGAACGAGAAGGCCGCCAAGGUGGUCAUUUUGAAAAAAGCCACCGAGUACGUCCACUCCCUCCAGGCCGAGGAGCAUCAGCUUUUGCUGGAGAAGGAGAAGUUGCAGGCAAGACAGCAGCAGUUGCUAAAGAAAAUUGAACACGCUCGGACUUGCUAA
This is a messenger RNA of Puma concolor (puma), 627 nucleotides long. The record is from RefSeq and is a predicted model, not a curated record. Lineage: Eukaryota; Metazoa; Chordata; Mammalia; Carnivora; Felidae.